CGAACCCACUUGCCACUCACUUCCACCUGAACUUUGCCCUGCCUUCUCUCGACGACUCCCCUGUCCCCGCCGCCGCCGCCGCCGCAAAUCCCCUUCCGCGUCUGUCUGGCCUCUGGGGCUUCUAGGUUAGCGCGUGCGACCACCAUGGCCGAGGAGGUCCAGGCUCCACUUUCCGCCACCAUGGCGAAGGAGGCCCAGUCGCCGCCGUCCGCAACCAUAGCGGAGGCGACGGCGCCGCCGCAGCUCUUAUUAUUUAACUCCUUUACGAAGAGGGAGGAGCCAUUCCAGCCCCGGGUAGAGGGGAAGGUAGGGAUGUACGUCUGUGGCGUCACUCCCUACGACUUUAGCCACAUCGGCCACGCGCGUGCCUACGUCGCCUUCGACGUCCUCUACAGGUACCUUAAAUUCUUGGGGUAUGAAGUUGAAUAUGUCCGUAAUUUCACGGAUAUUGAUGACAAGAUUAUUAAGCGUGCCAAUGAACGCGGUGAAACAGUAACAAGCUUGAGUAGCCAGUUUAUCAAUGAAUUUCUUCUUGACAUGACUGAGCUCCAGUGCUUGCCUCCUACCUGCGAGCCACGGGUAACAGAACACAUUGAGCAUAUUAUAAAGUUGAUAACACAGAUAAUGGAGAAUGGCAAAGCCUAUGCUAUUGAAGGAGAUGUUUACUUUUCAGUUGAAAGUUUUCCUGAAUAUCUCAGUUUAUCUGGAAGAAAAUUUGAUCAAAAUCAGGCAGGUGCACGGGUUGCUUUUGAUACAAGAAAGCGUAAUCCUGCAGACUUCGCACUCUGGAAAGCUGCAAAGGAGGGUGAACCUUUUUGGGAUAGCCCUUGGGGCCGUGGAAGACCAGGUUGGCAUAUUGAAUGCAGCGCAAUGAGUGCUCACUAUUUAGGACAUGUAUUCGAUAUUCAUGGUGGGGGGAAAGAUUUGAUUUUUCCUCAUCAUGAGAAUGAGCUUGCACAAAGCCGCGCAGCUUAUCCUGAUAGCGAGGUCAAAUGCUGGAUGCACAAUGGCUUUGUUAACAAGGAUGAUAAAAAAAUGGCAAAAUCAGAUAAUAACUUUUUCACGAUUAGAGAUAUCAUUGCUCUUUACCAUCCAAUGGCUUUAAGAUUUUUCUUGAUGCGCACACAUUAUAGAUCAGAUGUUAACCAUUCUGAUCAAGCGCUUGAGAUUGCAUCUGAUCGUGUCUACUACAUUUAUCAGACUCUAUAUGACUGUGAGGAAGUGUUAGCUACAUAUCGUGAAGAGGGUACCUCUCUCCCAGUGCCGUCUGAGGAGCAAAAUCUGAUUGGUAAGCACCAUUCAGAAUUCUUGAAACAUAUGUCGAAUGAUCUUAAAACCACAGAUGUUCUGGACCGUUGCUUCAUGGAGCUGCUGAAGGCCAUAAACAGCAGUCUGAAUGAUUUGAAGAAACUGCAGCAAAAAAUAGAACAGCAAAAGAAGAAACAGCAACAGCAGAAGAAGCAGCAACAGCAGAAGCAGCAGCAACAGAAGCAACAGCAAUUGCAAAAACAGCCAGAAGAUUAUAUUCAAGCUCUGAUUGCACUGGAAACAGAACUUAAAAACAAAUUGUCUAUACUUGGUCUGAUGCCAUCUUCAUCUUUGGCAGAGGUACUGAAGCAAUUGAAGGACAAAUCAUUAAAGCGAGCAGGGCUGACUGAAGAACAAUUGCAAGAGCAGAUUGAGCAGAGAAAUGUCGCAAGGAAGAAUAAGCAGUUUGAGAUAUCUGAUGGAAUCAGGAAAAACCUUGCUACCAAAGGCAUCGCCCUGAUGGACGAACCUUCUGGUACAGUAUGGAGACCAUGCGAACCAGAGCGGUCUGAAGAGUCAUGAUUAGCUCACUGACUCAACAAGUGAUGGCGGUGUAAAAUGAGAUUUUUGCCUGAGGGCAGUUAUCGCAUUUUGAAGACUAACAAAAAUCGCCAUCUCUGGAUGUGGUAUUCUACAGGGUAGGGGUUCCAGGUUGACUCACCAGUUAAAACAUGCAUUUCUGGUUGUAUAACAAGCAAUGAACCCCAUAUAUAUACUUGACAGUUGACUCCUUUGGAGGUUUGGUUUUUAGUUUUGGAU
This is a messenger RNA of Zea mays, 2067 nucleotides long. RefSeq names its product Cysteine--tRNA ligase 1 cytoplasmic. The record is from RefSeq and is marked validated. Gene Ontology annotation, cellular component: cytoplasm. The transcript is spliced from 9 exons. Gene Ontology annotation, biological process: cysteinyl-tRNA aminoacylation. Gene Ontology annotation, molecular function: ATP binding; cysteine-tRNA ligase activity. The coding region runs from base 145 to 1830 and encodes 561 amino acids. NCBI's taxonomy places the organism in Eukaryota, Viridiplantae, Streptophyta, Magnoliopsida, Poales, Poaceae.